GCUUCCUGGUGGUUGACGUGGUUUGUUUAUAAUGGCAGAUACAAAAGUGGAUAUUCCAUCUGACAGUUCGAGUCUGAUCUCAAACAGCGGUAAUGUGUCCUCUCAGACUAAUAAUCCGCUGUCGAGGAAGCUUAAUAAGAUUUUGGAAACCAGGCUGGAUAAUGACAAGGAGAUGCUGGAGGCUUUGAAGUCUCUAUCCGUUUUCUUCACUGAAAACAGUCUUCGCACACGGAGAAACCUGCGAGGCGACAUUGAGCGGCGCAGUUUAUCAAUCAAUGAAGAAUUUGUGCGGAUAUUUAAAGAUGUCAAAGAGGAGCUGGAGAGUAUACAUGAAGAUGUCCAAGCUAUGAGCUCCUGUUGUGAGGAAAUGACCAAUAGAUUAAAGGCAGCUAAGGAACAAACCCAGGACCUGAUUUUGAAAACAAACAAACUGCAAGGAGAAAAUCACAGUCUUGAAGUGCGAGCACAGGUGGCCCAGGCCUUUCUUACAAAAUUCCAGCUAUCCAGUGAAGAAAUGGCCACUUUACGCCAUGCUCGUGACAACCCAAUCACUGAGGAAUUCUUUAAAGCCCUGAGUCAUGUGAAGAAUAUCCAUGAAGACGUGAAGGUUCUGCUGAGGACUAACCAGCAAACGGCAGGAUUGGAGAUCAUGGAACAAAUGGCAGUGUUGCAGGAGACAUCGUAUGAGCAGCUGUACCGCUGGGCUCAGAAUGAGUGUCGGGGGUUGACUCAGGAGACGUGUGAUGUUCCUCCUGUGCUCAGUCAGGCCAUGGAAGCUUUACAGGACCGGCCUGUUCUUUAUAAAUACACUUUGGAUGAAUUUGGUACGGCGAGGCGCAGCGCGGUGGUCCGUGGCUUCAUCGACGCACUAACACGAGGGGGGCCAGGGGGCACGCCCAGACCAAUAGAGAUGCAUUCACAUGAUCCUAUGAGGUACGUAGGGGACAUGCUGGCAUGGCUGCACCAGACCACAGCCUCGGAGAAGGAGCAUCUGGAGUCUCUGCUCAAACAAACUACAGGGAUAGGUGUUGAGGACAGCAUGCAGGAGAUUGUCGGCCACAUAACCGAAGGAGUGUGUAGACCACUUAAGGUGAGGAUUGAGCAGGUGAUUGUUGCCGAACCAGGAGCUGUGCUGCUUUACAAACUCUCCAAUCUGCUCAAGUUCUACCACCACACCAUCAGUGGAAUCAUUGGCACAAGUGUUGCAUCUUUAUUGAUUACUAUAGAGGAGAUGCAUGUUCUCAGUAAGAAGAUGUUCUUCAACAGCCUCAGUCUUCAUGCCAGUCGCCUCAUGGACAAGGUGGAGCUGCCUCCUCCUGACCUGGGCCCCACAGCAUCCCUUACCCAGACUCUGUCUCUUCUUAGGGAAGUGCUAGCAUCACAUGACUCCUCUGUGCUCCCUCUAGAUGCACGGCAGGCUGAUUUUGCUCAGGUAUUAUCGUGCAUCCUGGACCCGCUGUUGCAGCUCUGCACUGUGUCUGCCAGCAACCUGGGAACAGCGGACAUGGCCACCUACAUGGUGAACUCUCUGUACAUGAUGAAAACCACUCUGGCUCUCUUUGAGUUCACAGACAAACGGCUAGAAAUGCUUGAGUUUCAGAUCGAGGCUCAUUUGGACACUCUGAUCAAUGAGCAGGCAUCUUACGUACUGACACGAGCAGGACUCGGUUACAUUUACAACUGUGUACAGCAGCACAGCGCUGAGCAGGGUCUGCUUUGCAGCCUUGCAAGUAUGGACGGUUCAUCUCUAAAGGCAGCAAUGGUCCAGUUCGACCGCUACUUGUCGUCUCCUGACACCUUCGUGAUGCCUCAGUUCAACUUUCUUCUCAGUGCAGCUAUCAAAGAGCAGAUCUUUAAGCAGUCCACGGAGCUGGUGUGUCGUGCGUACGGAGAGGUGUACACAGCCGUAACCAAUCCGGCUAAUGGCUACAGAGAACCUGAGACUGUGUUACACAGAUCCCCUCAGCAGGUACAGACCCUGCUGUCCUGAGACCCAGCACAGACUUGUGUGCCUGAACAGAAAAUAAAUAUUAGAUAUAUAUAUACUGGAUACAUACAUACGUACAUACAUACAGAGGACAAUGGAUAAAAUCAUACACACACACACACACACACCCUGAUAUCCUGAGGAUCAGGUACUGGCCUGUUAUAUGAGACAAAUGAUGUGGAUUCAGGGGUGGGGUAUGACCUCUCUCUUGUGUGUGUGUGUGUGUGUGUGUGUGUGUGUGUGUGUGUGUGUGUGUGUGUGUGUGUGUGUGGACUUUUAAAUCACCGAGUGUCCUUACACUCCUGCUCCCACACUGUUGUGGGUAAAACACCACUUCUCUGAGGGAAAGAGAACAACUCAUGCUGAGGAAAAACAAAAAAAGGGAAUAGAAUGUUCCUCUCGACACGAGCGUAGAUUCCUGCCGGGAAACUUGAAAGAAAAAUCUUCAGACCGUUUUCACACUACACAUGAGCAUAGGCACAAACUUUUUGUAAUAAAUAUUAUAUGCAAAACUUUAAUGCCUCUUGUAUACAAAUUUACAACCACACACACACACACACACACACACGACUCUGCUCUGCAAUCUUAAACAGUUCUUCAUUUCUUCUUGUUAAUUAAACUUCAUUAAAUGGCAUCAAAAUGUCCACA
Clarias gariepinus (North African catfish) is the source of this 2635-nucleotide messenger RNA. RefSeq names its product component of oligomeric golgi complex 6 (gene cog6). NCBI's taxonomy places the organism in Eukaryota, Metazoa, Chordata, Actinopteri, Siluriformes, Clariidae. The transcript is spliced from 19 exons. Gene Ontology annotation, biological process: intra-Golgi vesicle-mediated transport. Bases 32 to 1990 code for a protein of 652 amino acids. The record is from RefSeq and is a predicted model, not a curated record. Gene Ontology annotation, cellular component: COG complex.